This is a messenger RNA of Doryrhamphus excisus (bluestripe pipefish), 1597 nucleotides long. RefSeq names its product secreted protein, acidic, cysteine-rich (osteonectin) (gene sparc). Gene Ontology annotation, biological process: anatomical structure development. The record is from RefSeq and is a predicted model, not a curated record. Lineage: Eukaryota; Metazoa; Chordata; Actinopteri; Syngnathiformes; Syngnathidae. Gene Ontology annotation, molecular function: calcium ion binding; collagen binding; extracellular matrix binding.
GGCAGGAAAGAGGACGUAGGAAGGGGGGGGGGCAGUGGCUUAGUGGGACGUCCCACGGCAAAUGUCCUGCGUGGAAAAAGUGUCGAGGUGUUCAGAUCCCCCCGACGCUGACUUCUCCGCUGGUUCUCUGCUCUCUGAAAGCUCGACUUUUACGAUGAAGGUGUGGAUCGUCUUCCUCGUCUGCCUGGCAGGACAUGCCAUGGCUGCCCCUACAGAGGAGGAGCCCAUGGAUGAGGAGCUGGUGGUGGAUGAGGCCAUCGUGGAGGAUCCAGUCGUGGAGGAGCUGGAAGUGGGGGCCAACCCAGUGCAGGUGGAGAUUGGAGAGUUUGACGAGGCCAUCGAGGUUGAGGAAGAUGUUGCUGAGAACCCAUGCCUGCAGCACCACUGCAAGAAGGGCAAAGUGUGCGAGGUGGACGAGAGCAACACCCCCAUGUGCGUGUGUCAGGACCCCUCCACCUGCGCCCCCGCCGAGGGACCAUUCGAGCACGUUUGCGGCACCGACAACAAGACCUACGACACUUCCUGCCACUUCUUUGCCACCAAGUGCGCCCUGGAGGGAACCAAGAAGGGUCACAAGCUGCACCUGGACUACAUCGGACCCUGCAAAGACAUCGAGCCCUGCCUGGAUAACGAGCUUAACGAGUUUCCUCUUCGCAUGAGGGACUGGCUGAAGAACGUCUUGGUGACCUUGUACGAACGCGACGAGGACAACAACCUGCUGACGGAGAAGCAGAAGCUCAGGGUGAAGAAGAUCUACGAGAACGAAAAGAGACUCCAGGCCGGCGAGCAUACCCUGGACUUGCUGGCCCAUGACUUUGUCAAGAACUACAACAUGUACAUCUUCCCGGUCCACUGGCAGUUCGGGCAGCUCGACCAGCACCCCACCGACGGCUACCUGACGCACACCGAACUGGCCCCCCUGCGCGCUCCCCUCAUCCCCAUGGAGCAUUGCACCACGCGCUUCUUCGAGGAGUGCGACGCCGACAGCGACAAGUACAUCGCCCUGGAGGAGUGGGCCGCCUGUUUCGGCAUCAAGGAGCAGGAUGUGGACCAAGACCUCGUCAUCUAAGCUCCGCCCACCACCAGCAGCAGCAGCAGCGCCACAGCUAGUUGCUUCUUUCGGGAAGAGGUGCUAUUAAUUAAGAAAAAAAAGUCACUUUGGUGCUAAUUGCCUUUAUCUUUGCUACCUAUACCACUAAAAAAAGUUUCAAAAAAAACACGUACUAACAUUAUUUCAGUAAACAUAAUUUUUUUAUUUAAAUAUGUUUGAGGACGUCCAAUCAACAACAAGUCCACAAUAAGGUUUGGAAAUAAAUAAUAAUAAUAAUAAUAAUAAUACUAAUAAUAAUAAAUUCGCUGCGCUUUGCUUUCUGCUGCUUCAUGUACUUUGGUUGUGUUAUUUUUGUGGCCGACUACUGUGCUGUCUGGUUGCCAUGGAUACGGAGAACGCACGUGUUCAAAUAAAGAACACUGAAACGUUACACGAGGGGGAAAUCUCGCAGGCUGAGAGUUUUUUUUUUUGGUUUUGUUUUUUUUUUUAUCAACAAAAUGUUUCUUCUGACAACAGCAGUAAAAGCUUCCUUGAAGAAAUAAAAUA